Messenger RNA from Microstroma glucosiphilum, 2572 nucleotides. RefSeq lists its product as hypothetical. Lineage: Eukaryota; Fungi; Basidiomycota; Exobasidiomycetes; Microstromatales; Microstromataceae. The transcript has a single exon. Gene Ontology annotation, molecular function: hydroxymethylpyrimidine kinase activity; phosphomethylpyrimidine kinase activity. Bases 289 to 2391 code for a protein of 700 amino acids. The record is from RefSeq and is a predicted model, not a curated record. Gene Ontology annotation, biological process: thiamine biosynthetic process. Gene Ontology annotation, cellular component: cytosol.
CUUGGUACCUUGGUCCUGGUAGUAACACUUGAACGACGUCAGCAUCGGCGAUGGGUAUCUUCGGAUCAGGGUCUGCCUGCGUCCUCUACCUGCCUCUGCCUCGGGGCAGAUCUCGCCUAGAUCGACGCUCCGCCAAUCUCUCAGCAGCCUCCACUUGAUUUUCUCCGCCCGCCGGCAACGCGUUGCUUUGAUUGACGUGAGCGCAAGGCACAAGAAGAAUUGCCCAACGGAAAUUACUAGAUCCUCCUCCUCCUUCUCGUCCUUCUCGCCCUCCGUCUCUACCACACCAUGACCACCGCCGAUGCCCCACAUCAUACCGUGCGCAUAUGUACCAUUGCCGGAUCUGACUCAGGCGGCGGAGCGGGGAUACAAGCCGACCUCAAGACCUUCCUCGCACUCGGAGCCUAUGGCCUCUCCGCCAUCACUGCACUCACCGCCCAGAACACACGCGGCGUACAGGGCAUUCACUACCCUCCUGUGGAAUUCCUCCGUCAGCAACUCAAGAGUGUCACGAAUGACAUUGCCAUCGAUGGCUGGAAGAUUGGGAUGCUGGGCAACGAGGAAAUUACCAGCGCAGUAGAGGAAGAAUUGAAGCGCAUACGCGCUUCUCAGGUCAGCAGACAGUCAGUGCCCAUCGUACUCGACCCAGUCAUGGUCUCCACCAGUGGAUCCGUCCUCCUCUCCGACGAUGCAAUCGAUUCAAUCGUGACAAGAUUGCUACCGCUUUGCACGCUCUUGACGCCCAAUCUACCCGAAGCAGAGAAGAUCAUCGCUCACAUACAAGAGCAGCAGCAGCACAAGACAGGACGCAACGACCUCGUUGGAGCUCGACUGGAGACCGGCUUUAAGACCCUUGCCUCACGGUUACGCGCCGCAAGAUACCUCACCGAACAUGGUCCCGAAGCAGUUCUGCUCAAAGGGGGCCAUGAGCCGAUGCGCCGCGCCGAUCUAAACGAGCAGUUGGAGACUCUGGGGCUGAGACCUACACUUUCGGCACCAUCGUCACAGGAUGAGUAUGAUAGUCUUUCUGCGGGAUGCAGUGUUACAGAGAGCAGCUCACAGCGAGACAUGGCAAAGAUUACGUGCAUACGAGCCGACUCCACACCGUACUCUCUCUUUCUGAGAUCCUUGACUCAGCAAGGGGGGGUCCGAGGGGAAUCACAGGACCUGGUCAUGGUCGAUGUCCUCUACGAUCGAGUGCACGAUGAAUACACCAUCUUCGUCACAGGUCAAGUCAGCCGCUCCUGUACGCACGGCACAGGCUGCACACUCUCAUCGGCUCUCGCAGUCCAUCUCGCACAACAGCAAUGGAGACAGCGUGAACAGCGGCCGAUAGCGGAUGCGCUGAGAUUAGCAACCUGGAAGUCCAUCAAUUACGUUCACGCAGCUAUCAUAAGAGGUUACGAGGAUCUGGGAAGUGGGCCUGGCGCCCUUGACCACGGAGUCAGCGUACAAAGGAGAGGCGUCCUUACGUCGACUGCUCCUGGCCUUCUUGAGCACGAAGACCUACACGAGUGUUCUGCUACCUUACAAGUAGAGGUCGGCAAAAGCCUCGGUCAAGAUCCAGCUCCAUUCACCACUUCUCUCCUCUCAAGAUCGCUGCCGCUGUGGAAUCGAUACAUCGGCCACCCCUUUGUGCUGGCCCUUGCUCAGCCGGGUGCUCUUCGAGAAGGUCAGAAUCGCACAACGGUGCUCACGAGCAAUACCAUACAACGAUUGCCUCUUCCGCUGCAAUCAUUCCUUUAUUACCUCAAGCAAGACUAUCAUUUUCUCCUCGCCUUCUCGAAAGUCUACUCACUGGCCUCUUCACUCUCAAGAGAUUUUCAACUUGCUGGUUUCUUCAAUACCUUGUCGAAGUCCAUGGCAUUAGAGGCUGCUGAGCACGUAUCUCUUUGUACAACCUACUUCGGCAUGACAUCCGUUGUAGAUCUGGACAAGGAGGAAGAGGGGACAGCGGUCAUUGCUUAUACCCGCUAUGUGAUGGACCUUGCAAGAGGAGGCGGUGACCUGAUCACAAUAUUGACAGCGACGAUGCCUUGUCUCCUCGGAUAUGCCGACAUGGCUCUGCUACUGCAGAACGAGCUCACCCGACUCGGCAGAUCCUCAUUUGCUUCGGAAAAUUCGGCAAGUGACCCAUUGGACAGAGGUCUUCGCGUCUGGCUUGAUGGCUACCUAUCCGAGGAAUAUCGCAACACUGCGCAAGCAGGUGUGGCGCUGCUGGAAGGAAUGAUUGCGCGAGAUCCUCCCUCCCCACUCAAAAUGGAGCGGCUGCAGGCUGUUUGGAACAAGGCAGUGGGUCUGGAAAUAGCUUUGUGGGACGAAUGCUUGCAAUUUUCGGAUUUCCAAAGCACUACAAAAACUCACAGCUACAUGGGCGGAGGCUCCUCCUGAUGUGCGUAAGGGUUCUUGCUUUCGCACCUGAUCUCUGUCAGGACGGCAAAUCCCAUGACGUCGCUGAUCUAUGGGGUGGAGCCUGCGCCUGUCUGAUGCGAGCGCGACAACGCGGUUGCUGCUGUCAUUGUAUUCGCUAGAAAUCGCUUGACCUUUCACAAUCCGAUAGCCGUCUCUCGAG